AUGGAUCUUGAGAUGAAUAAUGCAGCUCCAACGCAACCAACGCAUCCACGGCCAUCUCAUUCUCAUAUGCCUAGAGAUGGAUCUGGUUCAUCUUUUCAGCCAAUGGGUUUUCAGCAUCAGCAAUCGCAACAGACUCCUCUUUCCUUUCAGCAACUACUACAACAACCUCCUAUUCAUUCGUCUGCAUCUUUAACCCCUGAACACAUGAUUCAAUUUCAACAAUAUCAGAUGUUCCAGUCAUUCUUCCAGAUGAUGUCACAGUCGCCAAACAGUUCACAAGUAAUGAUGCAGAUGAUGACGCAAUCGCCUCAGACGUCUCAAGUUUCUCAGUCACGGACGCCACAAAUGAUGCCGACACAACAAAUGUCUCAGAUGCCGCAUACUUUUCAGAUGAUGCUGAUACCACAAGGGCAGCAAUAUGGGCAGCAAACAUCAUCGAUGAUGCCUACAUCACAUGGGCAGCAAACAUCGCCAAUGAUGCCUACACCACAUGGGCAGCAAACAUCGCCGAUGAUGCCAAGUUCGCAGGUGCUGCCCUACUACCCACAGAUGCCAAAUGUUCCUCAACAACAAAUUCCGAGAAAUGCUAGUGAUGAUGACGAUGACGAUGCUACUACAAAUUUCUUUUAG
This is a messenger RNA of Humulus lupulus (European hop), 630 nucleotides long. RefSeq lists its product as uncharacterized. The transcript has a single exon. The record is from RefSeq and is a predicted model, not a curated record. The coding region runs from base 1 to 630 and encodes 209 amino acids. NCBI's taxonomy places the organism in Eukaryota, Viridiplantae, Streptophyta, Magnoliopsida, Rosales, Cannabaceae.